CCUACAUAGAGCGUAUAGGCUCCGUUCCUAGUUGCUAUGGUUGUUAUGGCCGUUAUGGCGGUUACAAUUUGUUAGAAUUGUUAGGAGCGAUCAAUGAUGUUGGAUGUAUUUUGAAGUUUUGUAUUGUACCACAUUGCUACACAGUUAUUAAAAGACUGCUACAAUGAGUUCUGGUUUCAUCUCGGAAACAGAAUUAGCAGAACAACGGCGUAUUCGACAAGAAGAAUGGGAGAAGGUCCGAAAGCCCGGUCAGCCAGAAGAAUGUCCAGAGGGAGAGUAUGAUCAUCGCUCAUUGUUCGAACGUCUCGAGGAGCAGAAACGUAAACGGGAACUUGAAUAUGAAGAAGCACACAAGCUCAAAAACAUGAUAAAGGGUUUAGAUGAUGAUGAGGUGGAGUUUCUGGACCUCGUUGAUCGCAGCAAAUUGGAAGAAGAGAGACGAAAGUGUGCAGAAGAGGCACGUGAGAUGAAGGACUUCCGAGAUGCGGUCGCAACCCUUCAGGAACGUUCACUGGAGGAGAGGAUUCACACAGAAAUUCGUUCUCGCCCUCCCACUCAGAGUGGUACCACCAGUGGACGCAGCUCUCAGGUGCGACUGCUGGCAGGAGCAGUAGUCAGAAAGCGACCAGCUGAGUGUUCUGCCCAGGUUCCAGACAAGAAGCCUUGUACUGACAACAAAGACAGAGCAGCAGUGAGUGAAGAUGCAGAUUCCUCUGAAUCUCCCGUUACAGCAGCACAGGUCUUGGACACAAAAAGUGGCGAAGAUGUGUUGAAAAAGAGAAAGUAUCCCGAUGAAGAAGUGCAGAAUGGGGACUCCACUUCUGUGGGUCUGCAAUGUAUUGGUAUUCUGCCUGGCUUGGGUGUAUAUCCUGAUUCAAGCGAUAGUGAACAGAGUUCAGAUACGGAUCAAGAACUGGCAUUUCCUUCAGGUUAUGACUUGCUGGGUCGUAAAAUAACACCACAAACCAAAUCAAAGGCUACUACAUCUUCGAGCAAGUAAACCGUUGAGAUAACGUAUGGAUAAGCAGCCAACACUACGUCACUCUGAUGCCUUGAGUACUCUACCAGAGCUGUGCUUGUUUUCAACUCUUGCAGUGAUGUUGAGUAAGCACAGUGCAGCACAAACCAGAACAAACCCUUCAUGUGGGGAUGCAAGUUAACACUUUUACCGUUAGGUGUAUUGAGUUGCACAAUUAAGAGGCAAGUACCACUGUGUGGCACCCCACUUCAUGAUUUUCACUUUUUUGUAAGGAAGUGCCUACUUUUCCAUAAGAUUUGUUGUGGCUAAUACAGUCCCCAAGUUUGUUGGCAAUAACAGUAUGACUAGCAUAUGUAUCUCCAUGAAUGAUACUGCAUGGGGAUUGGAAAAGUUCUGAAAAUCUAGUAUCCGGGUCAGUAUUUUAAUUGUCAGAAAAAGGUGCAUCAGUAUUUCUGUCAGCUACAGUCAGCUUGCAAGAUUUAUUUUUUUCCUGUCAUAGUGUUUGUUCUGAACUCACGCCCAAACCCGACACAAGUUAAUGAGAAAGAUUCAUUUAAAAGAGGCGCUAGGUCUUGUGAGUUACUAAAUUGCCUUGGUUUGCCAUUCUUUUGUGCAAGAUGUAACAAGUGAGAUUGCUGUAAUUCUAAAGGUCAACUAGUGAAUGCCAAAUGGGGAAAUAUUUGCCAACCCAGUUUUUCAGCUUCCCCCCACCAACCCCAGGCACUGCUUUAACCCAUGUAUACGAGGUGUGUUCAAAAAAUGACGGGAAUUUCCGUAUUUUGGAAAAAAUAUUUAUUCAUUCGUCUACAUUAAUGUUGUCGCCUUCAAAAUAGUCCCCAUUCGAUAUUAUGCACUUAUGCCAGCGCUUCUUCCAAUCAUCGAAACACUUCUCAAACUCGAUUUUUGGGAUAGCCUUUAGCUCUUUCAGCGAUGCGCUUUUAAUGUCAUCUAUGCUUGUAAAACGACGGCCCUUUAAGGUUCUCUUUAUUUUUGGAAAUAGGAAAAAGUCACACGGAGCCAUGUCUGGCGAAUAUGGAGGCUGGGGCAUCGUUACAGUAUUGUUUUUGGCCAAGAAUUCACGAACAAGCAACGAAGUGUGAGCAGGUGCAUUAUCGUGGUGCAAAAGCCAUGAAUUGUUUUUCCACAAAUCCGGGCCUUUUUUUCGGAUUGCCUCACGCAAACGGCGUUGAACUUUCAGGUAGUACUCCUUAUUGACCGUUUGACCUUGAGGCAAGAAUUCAUGAUGCACUAUGCCAUUAAAAUUGAAGAACACAGUAAGCAUAACCUUCACGUUCGAACGCACUUGUCGAGCCUUUUUCGGUCUUGGCGAUCCAGGAUGCUUCCACUGAGACGAUUGAGCCUUAGUUU
Messenger RNA from Cryptotermes secundus, 2347 nucleotides. RefSeq names its product PSME3-interacting protein. Gene Ontology annotation, cellular component: nucleus. The transcript has 6 exons. The record is from RefSeq and is a predicted model, not a curated record. Lineage: Eukaryota; Metazoa; Arthropoda; Insecta; Blattodea; Kalotermitidae. The coding region runs from base 164 to 1000 and encodes 278 amino acids.